This is a messenger RNA of Histoplasma capsulatum G186AR, 714 nucleotides long. RefSeq lists its product as uncharacterized. The transcript is spliced from 6 exons. Lineage: Eukaryota; Fungi; Ascomycota; Eurotiomycetes; Onygenales; Ajellomycetaceae. The record is from RefSeq and is a predicted model, not a curated record. Bases 1 to 714 code for a protein of 237 amino acids.
AUGGCUCCAACAGAUAAAACUGCCCGUGGGUCUACCUGUGGGUAUCACCGCAGCGAAUUUCGGCAGGUUUUCUCGGAAUUUAACUUGAAGUUUUCCAUUCCUCCACAAAAUGCGUCGGUAUCUCGGGUAUCUACAUCAAACGCACAUUCCCCGCACCCCUUUGCAAUCGAAUGCCCAGGAUGGCAAAGGCCAAAGGGUGAUGUAGGCAGACUUGUCCCAGCACUACCCGAUGCGUGGCGUUCCCUGGACGAGCAGCUGCUCUGCCAACCGAAGCCUUCUGGAAAAAAUACAAAUGCAAGCGGCGUUCCCCACCGCACUGUUCUUUUAGCUCGAUUGCCAAGAGCGCCGCCACACCGCGCUCAACUUCAGGAUCAAAAACGUAGGUCUACAAUCACAGUGGCAAGAAGCACAGUAUCUGCAGCAGGUGAUGCUCGCGGCGAGCAGGACACAGGAAACACAAAAAAUGAGCUUGUGAUUGAGACAUCCAGACACCCUUGCGCGAUGUCCUGUCAAGCCGCUCAUCCAUCUAUCCGUUAUCGGUUAGGAAGAGGGACCUUCCUUUUGUCGAAAAAUUUCCCGCAAUCAGUGCUUCGUUCUAGUUCUGACAACCCCAGCCGAUCAUAUCUACAGCGUAGUCCAAUGUGCGAGCGUUGGCUGAAAGGUAGCAAUGGAGUCCAAGGGCCCAAGCUUUCAGAAAUUCGCUCCCUGACAUAG